AUGGCUGAUUAUCUUCUUUCACAACGCGGAAACCAACAGGUUGGAGAAAACUGGGUAUAUAAUCUUGUCAAACGUCGCCCAGAGAUUGAAUCAAAGUUCUCACGGAAAUAUAACUAUGAACGUGCUAAGUGCGAAGAUCCGAAGAUAAUCCAAGAAUAUUUUGAUCGCGUACGAGAGGUUAUAUCAGACUAUGGGAUCUUGCCAGAAGACAUCUACAAUUUUGAUGAGACUGGCUUUGCUAUGGGACUCUGUGCGACUGCCAAGGUUAUCACUAGAAUUAAUUCGAUUGGAUGGGCAUUGCCUUCGUACAUUAUUUUCAAGGCAAAGAAAUACACUCGAUUAGGCUGGUUUGAGGAUCUUCCAGACGACUGGAAAAUUAAUAUUAGCGAUAAUAGAUGGACGACAGAUAAGAUUGGAUUAGAAUGGCUUAAAACUCAUUUUAUUCCUCUUACCGAUGGCCGUACAUUGGGGAAAUAUCGGAUGUUGAUUCUUGAUGAUCAUGGAAGCCAUUUAACUGCUGAAUUUGACCGUACAUGCACUAAGAAUAAUAUUAUUCCAAAGGAACUCCAUGAUCUACGGGGUGCACAUGAGAAGGAGAAGCAAAAAUGUCAAAGAUCCAAGCAGCAAAUAUCUCAUGAGCAAGGAAUUACCAGAGAGGAAGCUCAAGCACUCGUACAAGGUCAGAUUGAAGCAUCUCAAGCUGUUACUACUGCUCUGGCCGAGCCUGAACUCCCAGUCUCUCAUCCACCUAUACGACGUCAAUUUCGCUGCAGUGGUUGUGAUGUUGCAGGACAUAAAAUAACUGGAAGUCCUAAUCGUAUUAGGAAUUAA
Messenger RNA from Talaromyces stipitatus ATCC 10500, 831 nucleotides. RefSeq lists its product as uncharacterized. Gene Ontology annotation, cellular component: nucleus. The transcript has 3 exons. Lineage: Eukaryota; Fungi; Ascomycota; Eurotiomycetes; Eurotiales; Trichocomaceae. Bases 1 to 831 code for a protein of 276 amino acids. Gene Ontology annotation, molecular function: DNA binding. The record is from RefSeq and is a predicted model, not a curated record.